AUGUACGCUGUCACUGGUACUGAGGCAGCUGGAUCAGGUAACCUCAUCAUCGGGUCUUGUGUGAUAGCUGGUAGGAGCUUGCAUGUUCUGUUCGAUUCGGGGCCGACACAUUCUUUUGUGUCAGAAUUUAGAGUGGUGGAGUUGGGUCUUCCGGUGAAGGAGCUCCAGUAUGACCUUGUGGUGUCCACACCUGCUUCUGGGUUAGUCAGAACCUCGACCGUGUGUGCUAGGUGUAAGAUCGAGGUUGAGGGGUGCAAGUAUAGGGUGGACAAGGCAAUGAAGGAAGGGUCUCAAUGCUUCUUGAUUUUGACUCAGUUAUCCGUUGAGACUGAGAUGGGACCCUUGGAGGCGUCUUUAGUGGGGGAUUUCUCAGAUGUGUUUCCUAAGGAUGUGCCUGGCCUACCCCCUACUAGGGAGAUAGAGUUCUCCAUUGACCUGGUGCCAGGAGCAGGGCUAGUGUCCAUAGCACCCUACAGAAUGGCCCCUGCUGAGCUAGUGGAGUUGAAGAAACAGAGUGAAGAGCUUCUAGAGAAAUAG
Vigna unguiculata (cowpea) is the source of this 537-nucleotide messenger RNA. RefSeq lists its product as uncharacterized. NCBI's taxonomy places the organism in Eukaryota, Viridiplantae, Streptophyta, Magnoliopsida, Fabales, Fabaceae. The record is from RefSeq and is a predicted model, not a curated record.